Messenger RNA from Prunus dulcis (almond), 1021 nucleotides. Its product is annotated as endonuclease 2. Gene Ontology annotation, biological process: DNA catabolic process. Bases 1 to 864 code for a protein of 287 amino acids. Gene Ontology annotation, molecular function: endonuclease activity; nucleic acid binding. The record is from RefSeq and is a predicted model, not a curated record. The transcript is spliced from 9 exons. Lineage: Eukaryota; Viridiplantae; Streptophyta; Magnoliopsida; Rosales; Rosaceae.
AUGGGGUGUGGCAGAAUCCAGAUAAUUACUCUGUGUUCGCUGCUGCUUCUUUUUCCUGUCAUUCAUGGUUGGGGAACUGUUGGCCAUCUCACAGUUUGCAGAAUUGCUCAGUCUAGGUUGAGCAAAGCAGCAGCAGAUGCAGUGAAGCAGCUGCUUCCUGCGUAUGCAGAAAAUGACUUGGGCAGUCUGUGCAUAUGGCCAGAUCAUGUCAAGUUUAUUUAUCACUGGUCCUCUGCCCUUCACUACAUUAAUACUCCUGACAACCUUUGUAAUUACCAAUACAAUAGGGACUGCAAAGAUGAAAAUGGAGAGAAGGGGCGCUGCGUUGCAGGGGCUAUUAACAAUUAUACCUCACAGCUUCUCACUUACAAUAGCCAUUCUUCUCAGCCUAAAUAUAAUCUCACGCAAGCGCUUCUGUUUCUUUCCCAUUUCAUUGGAGACAUCCAUCAGCCUCUGCAUGUAGGUUUUACUUCAGACAAGGGCGGCAAUACAAUUGAUGUUCACUGGUACACAAGGAAGCAAAAUCUUCACCAUAUUUGGGAUGACAACAUAGUCGAGACAGCAGAAGAGAGAUUCUAUGACUCCAAUGCGGAAGAACUGGUUGAUGCAAUUAAACAAAAUAUUACGACUGAAUGGGCGGAUGAAGUUAAGGGUUGGGAGGCCUGCAGCUUGAAUAAGACAGCAUGCCCAGACGUAUACGCAUCUGAAGGCAUCAAAGCGGCCUGUGAUUGGGCAUACAAGGGUGCAGAAGAAGGUUCAGUGCUAGAAGAUGACUAUUUCCUCUCCCGGCUGCCAAUAGUCAAUUGGCGGUUGGGUCAAGGUGGAGUCCGACUAGCAGCCACACUCAACCGUAUCUUCGGGUGACAGAACAGUUGUUCUGCUUCAAGUUGAUUAGAUUUCAAGAAGCAUGCCUCCAAAUUUAAAACCAGUGUAGUAAAUUAUGUAUUGUCCAUGAAACUUUUUAGCAACUGAUGAAAAUAUAUCACUAAUUUCAAGGUCUAGUAAUCUCUUUGUUUCUAAA